Messenger RNA from Thalassophryne amazonica, 2857 nucleotides. RefSeq names its product ras guanyl-releasing protein 3-like. Gene Ontology annotation, cellular component: plasma membrane. The record is from RefSeq and is a predicted model, not a curated record. Gene Ontology annotation, molecular function: calcium ion binding; guanyl-nucleotide exchange factor activity. Gene Ontology annotation, biological process: positive regulation of GTPase activity; Ras protein signal transduction. Lineage: Eukaryota; Metazoa; Chordata; Actinopteri; Batrachoidiformes; Batrachoididae. The transcript is spliced from 12 exons. Bases 1 to 1611 code for a protein of 536 amino acids.
AUGAGUGCACAUUUCACUGAUUACCAGAGCUACGUGAUUCACAGCUGUGUGGUAGAUAACCCGACACUGGAGCGCUCCAUUGCCCUGUUCAACGGAAUCUCCCAUUGGGUCCAGCUUAUGGUGCUCAGCAAGCUGACCCCUCAGACACGAGCAGAGGUCAUCACCAAAUACAUCCAUGUGGCUCAGAAACUUCUCCAACUGCAGAACUUCAACACUCUGAUGGCUGUGAUUGGUGGACUGAGCCACAGCUCCAUUUCACGACUAAAGGAGACUCACUCUCAUCUGGUCCCUGAGGUUGUGAGGAUCUGGAGAGAAAUGACGGAGCUGGUCUCUUCCAGUAAUAACUACUCCUACUACCGUAAGGCCUUCAGUGAAUGCCACGGCUUCAAAAUUCCCAUCCUGGGCGUGCACCUCAAGGACCUGAUAGCAGUGAAUGCUGUCUUUCCUGACUGGGUUGACAAUAGCAACAAAGUGAACUUGGUGAAAAUGCAGCAGCUCUAUAUAACCUUCAAUGAGCUGGUGUCUUUGCAGAGUGCGGUGGCCCAAGUCGAACCCAACAUGGAUCUUAUAUAUCUGUUAACGCUAUCUUUAGACCUUUACUACACAGAAGAUGAGAUUUAUGAACUGUCAUUGCUGAGGGAACCACGUAACCCCAAAUCACUGCCAACAUCUCCAACAACACCCAACAAACCUCUGGUCCCUCUAGACUGGGCAUCAGGUGUGACUGCAAAACCAGAUCCCUCUGUGGUCAACAAACACAUCAGAAAAGUGGUGGAUUCUGUGUUCAGGAAUUACGACCAUGACCAUGAUGGGUAUAUCUCUCAAGAGGACUUUGAGAGCAUUGCUGCUAAUUUUCCCUUCCUGGACUCUUUCUGUGUUUUGGACAAAGAUCAAGACGGAUUGAUCAGUAAGGAUGAGAUGAUUGCAUAUUUCCUACGGGCUAACCCUCUCCUUCAGUGCAAGAUGGGUCCGGGCUUCAUCCACAACUUCCAGGAGAUGACGUACCUGAGGCCAACCUUCUGUGAACAUUGUGCUGGAUUUCUCUGGGGAAUCAUCAAACAGGGCUACAAAUGCAAAGAUUGUGGUGUCAACUGUCAUAAGCAAUGCCGGGAGCUGCUCGUGCUGGCAUGUCGUAAGCUCGUCUGCUCAGGUUCACCAGGCAGCAUUUCUCCUGCAAGACUGACCCACAGCUCGCUACCGAGCAGCCCAGCGCUGGCCACGUGCAAAGAUGAGGAUGAAGUGUUCGAGUUCCCCUCCGUGACAUCAGCAGGUCCAGUUCUGGACAGCCGGUCCAUCACCUUAAUGACCGGCUCAGCUCAGAGAAUCUCUGUGCGCCUGCAGAGGGCCACCAUCAGCCAGGCCACCCAGACGGAGCUGCUCUGGACCGAACACAGUUGGGGUGACACAGGCGUUAGCUCCCACACCUUUCCAAAAAUGAAGCACCACACUCACCGGAAGGCCUCUAAAAAUAAAGGCUUUGCCCACUGGGAAAACUACAAUGAUGGACAAAACCAGGGGGUCUCAUCCCAAGGCAGACCAGAUUUCAAGAAGUCAAAUGUCUCGAAAGAGCUUGUACAGAAUGGAAUUACAGAUAGACCAAAGCAUAGCUGACUUUGUGGUGCAGACCUGUCUCGGUGCUCCAGACAACAACUGGUGACUCGGACCAGGAAGCUCCUUUCUCUGCAGGACGUGCUCAGUUGCCUGGCGUCUCCCUCUGCUGACCUGGAGCUAUCGUGCCCACUCUGGCAUGGAUCUGGUCACAGCUACUCUUGGAGUAUCUGCAGCUGCGCAAAAGGACAAUGUGUGUUGAGUCGCUGAAAGACCACCAGAGGGCCCAUUGUGGAAUACAAUGAAAGGCACCUUCAGUCAGUGCCACCUGUGCAUCAGUCUAGUCUGACACUGAAUGUAAAUAAUGUGACAUCCAGGUGUGAGUUUUCCUCGAGAAUGUGACAUGAACAGUGAUUCGUCCCAGUUACUAGCCAGUACCAGUUACUUCAGAAACACCAGCAUUAAAAUCCAAUGAAACAUAGACAAGAUCUAGAAGUUUACUCUUCACCAAGUGGACUUUUUGUUGGUCUUCAAAACUUUGUGCUGCUCCUUCAACUGACUUCUUCAAAAGACUGAAGAUCAAUGCUGUUAGUUUUCUGUGAUGCAAAGGUAAAUGUGUUGGCCCACCAUCUGAAGGCACAGACAAUAAAUGGAAAAACACCAUGCCAUCUUGCUGAGGCAGCUAUCAAGACUAGAGGCCCAGGAAAGCUGAUAAAGAUGUUUUUGUUUCAUCAGGUCAAUGCCCUCGCUCACACAUUGGUAGUUGCCAUAGUUACUGCGUAUGACUGACUUCCAGAUGAUUAAUGAACUAAUUUCUUUAGGCUUUUCCAGUUUUUGCUUGGGGUCACCAAAGAGAGUUCUGUAUGUUUAUUUGGCACAAGCUUUACACCAGAUACUUUUACUGAUCUAACCUCAGACAUAGAUAAUUCAGCAUGUGUGGCCUUGAACUGGGGACCUUCUAGUUUGGAGACAAGCAUGCUCAUCACUUGCACCACCAUGCUGCCCAUUAACCACAUCAUAUACUUUACUGAUUUAGCACUAUCUUACUUUCACCACUUUUUAAAAUAUUUGGCUGAAAAAACAUCAGCAUGAUGAUGGUGUGUCUGUUAUUUCAGAAUGAAAGCUUCUGCAUCAAGGUGAUGCAAGCAUCGCAACACCAUUGGACCUCAAAGCAUAUGUUGAAGAACAGCCCACACAUAUUCUCAUCAUACAGAUACUUCCCCAAUUCCAAUGAAGUUGAGACAUUGUGUAAAAUGUAAAUAAAAACAGAAUAUAAUGAUUUUCAAAUCCUCUUCAACCUAUAUUCAAU